Molecule: messenger RNA, 3116 nt
Organism: Peromyscus maniculatus bairdii (prairie deer mouse)
Lineage: Eukaryota; Metazoa; Chordata; Mammalia; Rodentia; Cricetidae
Source: RefSeq, a predicted model, not a curated record
CUGCUCCGCCCGAAUCAUGCAGGGGGCCCCGAAGGAAGAGAAGGCUACUGACCGGCCCGCGCCGACCGUGCUCGAGGGGCACCCUGCGCUCUGAAACGCGCCCCCACCUGCUGCCAUGUGUCGCCGCCGCCACAGAGUUCUGUCCUUGGGAUCUGAGCCCUAAUCGUCUCUCCAGCCCUAUCUGGCGUGGAGCGCUGCCGGCGGAGGCAGCGCCUUCCCGAAGCAGUUUUAUCUUUGGACGGAUUUCUUUAAGAGAAAAAGAAACCAACAGGUUGCCAGCCCGGGCGUCACACUCAAGAUUCCGGAGAGGGAAGCCCCGGCUGCGGAUUCGUCGGUCAGCGCUGACCCUCGCGGGCAGCAAGAGGCCAGGGGGAGAAGGGGGCGAUGGCUCGGCCCGACCCGUCCGCGCCGCCCUCGCUGCUGCUGCUGCUGCUGGCGCAGCUGGUGGGCCGGGCAGCGGCCGCCUCCAAGGCUCCGGUGUGCCAGGAAAUCACGGUGCCCAUGUGCCGAGGCAUAGGCUACAACCUGACGCACAUGCCCAACCAGUUCAACCACGACACGCAGGACGAGGCAGGCCUGGAGGUGCACCAAUUCUGGCCGCUGGUGGAGAUCCACUGCUCACCGGACCUGCGCUUCUUCCUGUGCUCCAUGUACACACCCAUCUGCUUGCCCGACUACCACAAGCCGCUGCCACCGUGCCGCUCCGUGUGCGAGCGCGCCAAGGCCGGCUGCUCGCCUCUCAUGCGCCAGUACGGCUUCGCCUGGCCGGAGCGCAUGAGCUGCGACCGUCUCCCUGUGCUGGGUGGCGACGCCGAGGUUCUGUGCAUGGAUUAUAACCGAAGUGAAGCCACCACCUUGUCCCCCAAGUCCUUCCCGGCAAAGCCCACCCUCCCAGGCCCACCAGGGGCGCCAUCUUCCGGGGGUGAGUGUCCCUCGGGAGGUCCAUCUGUAUGCACUUGCCGUGACCCCUUCGUGCCUAUCCUGAAGGAGUCACACCCUCUCUACAACAAGGUGCGCACCGGCCAGGUGCCCAACUGUGCAGUGCCCUGCUACCAGCCGUCCUUCAGCCCCGACGAGCGCACGUUCGCCACCUUCUGGAUUGGCCUGUGGUCUGUGCUGUGCUUUAUCUCCACAUCCACCACCGUGGCCACCUUCCUCAUCGACAUGGAACGAUUCCGCUACCCUGAGCGCCCCAUCAUCUUCUUGUCUGCGUGCUACCUGUGUGUGUCCCUGGGAUUCCUGGUGCGCCUGGUCGUGGGCCAUGCCAGCGUCGCCUGCAGCCGCGAGCACAGCCACAUCCACUAUGAGACUACUGGCCCUGCCCUCUGCACGGUUGUCUUCCUCCUGGUCUACUUCUUUGGCAUGGCCAGCUCCAUCUGGUGGGUCAUCCUGUCACUCACCUGGUUCUUAGCGGCUGGCAUGAAGUGGGGCAACGAAGCCAUUGCGGGCUAUGCCCAGUACUUCCAUCUUGCUGCCUGGCUCAUCCCCAGCGUCAAGUCCAUUACAGCGUUGGCACUAAGCUCCGUGGACGGUGACCCGGUGGCCGGCAUCUGUUAUGUGGGCAACCAAAACCUGAACUCACUACGUGGCUUCGUCUUGGGCCCACUGGUGCUCUACCUGCUGGUGGGCACGCUCUUCCUGCUGGCGGGCUUCGUGUCGCUCUUCCGCAUCCGGAGCGUCAUCAAGCAGGGUGGCACUAAGACAGACAAGCUGGAGAAGCUCAUGAUCCGCAUCGGCAUCUUCACUCUGCUCUACACGGUGCCAGCCAGCAUUGUGGUGGCCUGCUACCUGUAUGAGCAGCACUACCGGGAGAGCUGGGAGGCGGCCCUCACCUGCUCGUGCCCGGGACCCGACGCUGGCCAGCCCCGCGCCAAACCCGAGUACUGGGUGCUCAUGCUCAAGUACUUCAUGUGCCUGGUGGUGGGCAUCACGUCGGGAGUCUGGAUCUGGUCCGGCAAGACCCUGGAGUCUUGGCGGCGCUUCACCAGCCGCUGCUGCUGCAGCUCAGGGCGGGGGCACAAGAGCGGGGGCGCUAUGGCCGCAGGGGACUAUGCGGAGGCCAGCGCCGCGCUCACCGGCAGGACCGGGCCGCCGGGCCCCGCCGCCGCCGCCGCCUACCACAAGCAAGUGUCCCUGUCGCAUGUCUAGGAGGCCUGGAGGCCGAGGCCCCAGGGACAGUGCUGGAGUGGAAGGAGGGCGUUGUUUGGCUGGGUAGCUUUGUGAAGGUCACUUCCGUUUACCUUCUUGGUGCUGAUGCCCCCUCCCUGAGCGGCUUGGAGAGGGGAAGGGGUCGGGUUCAAGAGAGUACCUGUCCCGCAGUCUUCAGCCAGGGGGCUCGGCUCACGUGCGGUGUUAUUCUAGUUUGCAUUUCUUACUGCCUUCUUUAGAAGAACCCUGUUUUUAAUUUAUAUGUAUUUUAAUUUUUUUUUAACUUUGUUGCAUUUUGGCAACAAAAUUUACCUUUGCUUUGGGGACUUCACAACCCUCAAGCCGGCAUUGUAAGGAGGUUACCCUUGGUUCAGGUUUCUUUGGACUGUGUGGUCUAAAUUAGGAAAAUAUAUUUCCUAUACGUGUGUCUUUUUCUUUCUUUCUUUUCUUUUUUUUUUAAAUGUGAACAGUGACAGGCUGCUGUGACUGGGAAGGUGUGGAUUGUCCUUUUUUUUUUCCCAGUUAGUUUUUCCUUCCACUGCUUAAAAUGUCCAGGACACUGAGAGGCCAGAGGCCAUCUGCUAGUUCUGUGUAUAGGCCCCUCAAGUCCUCCCCGGGAAUGGAGCAUGAUGGUUAGGACCCAUCCCCAAGUGACAAGGUUGGGGAAGCUAAAGAUUUUGGGAGCCUCCUUCACCUUGCUCAGCAAGCAUUGGGUCAUUUUCAUUCAUUCCUGAUAGAGCCAGCGUCACGCCUUGAAUGGUAGAGGUGGCAUUGUGGAGCCGGACACACACGUUUGCCAUAGUGAGUGAGAGCCAGAGGGCUAGCGAUGGAGUGAAUGUGAGUUCUGAACCGGUGAGGUGCUGAGCUUCGGGCCAGGCAGGGAGGAAUGGGUGGUUCUUAAUAAGCUCCAGGGAUCCCUUAUUACUAUUUUUAAAUGUACUUGUGCUACAAAUUUCAGUAAAAGUCAA